AUGUUAAUACUAUUUUGUCAAUAUUGGGCACGCAAUCCACGCAACAAAUGUGCGCUACAACCUGGCCAUAGUUUGAUGGACUGGAUCCGUCUCGGCAACUCAGGCAAGGAUCUAACAGGAGUUGGAGGCAGAAUACGACCGGUUUCACUCUCAGAAUUGGCGACGCACAAUACACUUAACGACGCCUGGCUAGCGAUUCGCGGCCGAGUAUACAACAUAACACAUUACUUACCCUACCAUCCUGGAGGCCCCGAGGAACUUAUGCGGGGCGCCGGCAUAGACGCGACCCAAAUAUUUGACAAAGUACAUCCUUGGGUCAAUUAUGAUUCUCUUCUUGCGAAAUGUCUCGUAGGGCCUCUCCGCUUCGAACUACCAGAUUCAGAAGAACUUUUCGACACCUCGACCCCCUCGCUGAAAUCAGACCGACUCAGAGAACCGUCUAAAGCACAAGAAUUAGUUAGAAAAUCUAUGGAAAAUUUAGCAAAUUGUAUCACUCCAGUUAGGAAGAAAAUAACUUCUAAAAAUGAUGAAACUGCAAAAGGAAGUCCGCCUAGUAAAAUUAUGCAAAGCCUGAUUCAGUCUGCUGAUUUGCCUGUGUCGAUAAGUCGGAGAGCAGCCUCAAGUCCUGUAAAAAAAGCUGACAAGCGACUAGAUUCGCCUGUUCCCCUUCGCCAUGACUGGAUACAAACAUCGACCAAACUCACAAUAUCUGUGUACACGGGAUACUUGGCUAAUCCGGGUGGUAGCGCGCGUAUCACAGAGGGAUUUCUUUUAAUUGAGGUGGCUACUAACGGAUGGCUACGAACGCUCAAAUUGAAAACUGAGUCGAAAUUAAAAGAGCCCUUACAGCUACGUGUAUUCGCAGAGAGCGGGAAAAUAGAGGUGACGGCACUAAAAGCAGUCGCCGAAGUGUGGAAAGGAUGCGGCGAGGUCACAUUAGGGACCACCAGCCGGGUGUCAUCUCCUCGAUCGGUAGACUGUCGAGUGAUGAGAGUCAGCAAGGUAUCCCACAACACGUUGCUUCUGUCGGUGUGUCCGAGAGCAGGCCCUGUAGUCGUACCACUUGGACAUCAUGUACGGGUACACAAAAGAAUUGAUGGUACAGAGUGCGUACGUUCCUACACACCGGUUGGUGAAGGUUGGAGUCCUACUGAUGCAAGUGAUGUCUACUCAGCACUAAGACUGGCGGUGAAGGAAUACGAGAGUGGAGCACUCUCUCCGCAUCUCGCAACACUCAAGAUGGGUGAUCUGAUCACUUUAUCUGGUCCUUAUGGAAACUUCGAACUACAAGUGUUCAAAUCUGUGAAGACCUUGUAUCUAAUUGCAGCGGGCACUGGCAUCACCCCAAUGCUCGGCUUGAUAAAGUUUAUGCUGUCAAGAUCUAAUCCUAGAUGUGAACUGACACACUUAAUAUUCUUCAAUAAAACAGAAGAGGACAUCUUGUUCCGUGAUAACUUCGAAGAAAUAAUAAAGGAGGACGACCGGUUUAAAGUCACACACGUCCUAUCGGAGGCUAGCCCAUCUUGGACAGGUUACAAAGGUCGUAUAAGUUCUGAGUUUAUCUCUGAAAUACUCGGAGACAUUAAAUGCGGAGACGAAUGCACACACUACGCCUGUCUCUGUGGGCCUACAGAGUUUACAUACGCCAGUCUCGAUCUACUGAAGAAGCAUGGAGUGAGUGAGGGCUGUAUACACGCUUUUAUGGGAUAA
This is a messenger RNA of Arctia plantaginis, 1710 nucleotides long. The record is from the annotation of a GenBank genome assembly. NCBI's taxonomy places the organism in Eukaryota, Metazoa, Arthropoda, Insecta, Lepidoptera, Erebidae.